Vigna radiata var. radiata (mung bean) is the source of this 898-nucleotide messenger RNA. RefSeq lists its product as uncharacterized. Lineage: Eukaryota; Viridiplantae; Streptophyta; Magnoliopsida; Fabales; Fabaceae. The record is from RefSeq and is a predicted model, not a curated record. Bases 74 to 682 code for a protein of 202 amino acids. The transcript has a single exon.
CCCAAUAUAAUGAAACCCAAACCCAAACUCCUUUACUUCAACUCAAUCUAAGUCACACUUGUGAUUGUGAGAGAUGGGUAACCAAGUCUCACUUCGUCCCUCAGAUGGCAGGGGCAAAAUCGUGUUGUGGGACGGUUCCGUGCAUGAAAUUGAGCAAUCGGUGACGGUGGCGGAGCUGAUGCUGGAGCACCCAGAACAGGUGGUGGUUGAGUUGCAUUCGGCAGUGAACCAGAAAAGGCCAACGCCAUUGCCGGCUGAUAACAAGUUAGAAACAAACAAGGCGUAUCUGAUGCUUCCCGUGAGGCGAGGGAAGCCCGUUGGGUUAAGCGGGGAAGAAACUCGACGCAUUCUCUUCAUCCUUAAUUCUGCUCUGCAUUCAAAGUCUCUUGUGGGUUCCUCAAAGUUUGUUCCUUGGCUUACGCGUUUGUGCCAAAACACUACAAUUGUGGAACCAGGGAGAAAGGAAGAGGAAAGAGAGAAGAACGAAGAAAGGUGUCAGUUUUCAGAGCUUCUGCCGGAAAUUCUAGAAGCGAGGCCGGAGUAUUUGAACAGGCAAUUGUCGGGAAAAGGGUGGAAACCUACUUUGGACACCAUUAAGGAGAAGAACAUUGACAGAAAACACAGUCAUUGGUUGUUCUCAGGACUUUCUAUUCCUGCACAUUUAACCUCUACCAAACUUUAGUUUCAUUUCGAUUAUCAUCGAAAUAAAACUCUCCUACUUGUUAAAAGAGUUUUUGUUUUUUAGUAUAGUUAAUCAAUCAGUGAAAAUGUUGUGGCGCCUUUACGCGGUAUGUAUUCUUUGACAUAUACCCAAUGAAUCGUGAAUUACAUACAAAGUUCAGAGUUGUAAUUUUUCUCAGAUCAAUACAACUUAUAUCAAUAUUGUAGAGUUAUAACA